Molecule: messenger RNA, 1474 nt
Organism: Neohortaea acidophila
Lineage: Eukaryota; Fungi; Ascomycota; Dothideomycetes; Mycosphaerellales; Teratosphaeriaceae
Exons: 2
Coding region: 289-1371 (360 amino acids)
Source: RefSeq, a predicted model, not a curated record
ACGUACCAGCCCAGCUUCUGUGUUUCGGGGGAGAUUUUGAUCUCCUUGCCUUCCUUUUCUGCUCGAUUGUUCAGCACUUGUCCGACAUCGGCCGAACUGCCCCUUGGAGGACGGCGGCGAUGGCGAGGUUAGAAGUUGCGUACCUAGGUCGUUGAUGUUGAAGACGCCAGGCAACGAGCUGCUCGCUCGCUUGUGCAUGACCUUGUCAUCAGGCGCGGCCGAGUCGACCUUCUUGAGCUUGGCUUCUUGUGCGUCUGCUGCCAUGUUGCGUGAGGGGCGAAGACGGGGAUGGAGAAGGGGUGGGGAUGGAAACGCGAGGGGGGAAACAGUGGUGGUCACGAGAUGAAGUCGGAGGUGCAAGAGCUGUGGUGCAGGAAGGUCCGCACACUCAAUUUCAGCAAAGGGUGUGGAGGGGAGGUGGAAGGGAGAGCGGGGGAGGGAAGGCAAAGGGAAGGGGAUCUGAGGCCGGGGCCCCUCCUUCCUCUCCUCCUUCCCAGAGCUGUUGUCACGCGACUGCUCGUCCAAUCGAAAGUGGGGAAGGCCCAUCCCCGGACCCCCACAAACGCGGGGUUUCCACCUGCACGUGAUGUGGUGUUUUCGACGCGACAUAUGGCAAUGCAAUUGUUCUGCAAGCGUGUUGCUGUAUUUAUAUGUCAUCGCGGACUCAGCAGUCAAGUCGACACUACGACCACUCACCGGAAGCAAGUACACAAGUGUAGUCACGUGAGUGAAUCCACACAACGGCGUCGGUGGAAAACUCAAAGCAUACAUGCCCUUUCCACACAUCAAUUCGGACAAAAAUGUCUGCGAAUGGCUGUCCGUACAUGCAUACUUUCGUGCCAGUUGACCAACACCAAGACGAACAAAUCGAGUCGAAGUGGGCGAGGGAAUCUUAUAACCAACCGAGCUCGCUUUGCGGCUCUUGCCUCCGAUGACACGAGCAAAGAUGUUGCAACACCUGAGGCGCCUGAGCCUCUCGGCUCUGGGAUGCUGGAUGGAUCAUGGCGACCGUCAUCCGGCCCCAAGACCCUGAGACCAGCUCAGGAAAGGCGAUUGAAUCCAUCACGAUCGCUUUCGGCGCUAUGUCCCGCUGCACGAACCCCCGACAAACCUGGAUGCAAGGCAAUCAGUGUUACUCGGGGCAGUCGUGCUGCACGUGGCGAUUGGCAGAUGAAUGCCGCGGUAGGGCACACUGUGGCGGCGGCGGCUGAAUUUAGAGCUGGAACAACGAUCCUGCCCCCUCUCCACACUGACUCGAAGGCUCUUUAUAAUGCCCUUCUCUGCCGCCAAUGGGGGCACAAUUUCCACGAUGCGGCUGUGUGGUCUCUUGGACUUCCCGAUGCAGUAGUCGUCGGCUUCCCAAUACAGUGAGGGUGAUGCAGGACAGCUUUAUUAUUCUCUUCGGCUUCCAAGUUCGAUUGCAGCAACUUGAAGUCUGUUUCCUGGAUGCAACUCUGCAGAGCGGCCCAUCUCU